CCCACCCCCGCCCCCUCGUGUGACCGGCCGAGCCGGCCUUCUCUGAGUCUCUAGUAGUUUCCAGGGCGCUGACGCAUGCUUGCGCACACAACCCAGCCUGGCGCGUUGUACGCAGCGGCCGCGAGCCGGGCAGCGGGUGCUAGGCGGUUCCCCCGCGGGGGGCAGGGGCGGGACUCCGGGCAGAGGAGCCUGGAGGAGGGCCGUCUGACGGCUGAGUUGCCAUGGCAUCCUACUACGAGAUUCUAGACGUACCGCGGAGUGCGUCCCCUGAUGACAUCAAGAAGGCGUACCGAAAGAAGGCUCUGCAGUGGCACCCAGACAAGAACCCGGAUAAUAAAGAGUUUGCUGAAAAAAAAUUUAAGGAGGUGGCAGAGGCCUAUGAAGUACUAUCUGACAAGCACAAACGGGAGAUCUAUGACCGCUAUGGCCGGGAAGGGCUGACGGGGGCAGGAAGUGGUCCUUCUCGAUCGGAAACCGGUGGUAUGGGGCCUGGCUUCACAUUUACCUUCCGUAGCCCCGAGGAAGUCUUCCGGGAGUUCUUCGGGAAUGGAGACCCUUUUUCGGAGCUCUUUGAUGACUUGGGUGUCUUCUCGGAUCUUCAGAACCAGGGUCCCCGACUCACGGGCCCUUUCUUCACUUUCUCUUCCUCCAUUCCUGGAAACUCUGAUUUCUCCUCCUCAUCGUUCUCCUUCAGCCCUGGGGCUGGUGCUUUCCGCUCUGUUUCUACGUCCACCACCUUUGUCCAAGGCCGUCGCAUCACCACACGCAGAAUCAUGGAGAACGGGCAGGAGAGGGUAGAAGUGGAAGAGGAUGGACAACUGAAGUCAGUGUCAAUCAACGGUGUCCCAGAUGACCUGGCACUAGGCUUGGAGCUGAGCCGUCGUGAGCAGCAACCUUCAGUUGCCCCCGGGUUGGGGGUCAUGCAGGUCCGGCCGACCUCGCUCUCUCGUCCCCCUGACCACGACAUUUCUGAGGAUGAGGACCUGCAGCUUGCCAUGGCUUACAGCCUGUCAGAGAUGGAAGCAGCUGGGCAGAAGCCAGCAGGUGGGCGGGGGGCACAGCAACGACAGCAUGGGCAGCCCAAGGCCCAGCACCGAGACCUUGAUAUGGGGGGCACACAUAAGGGGGUGAGGGGCGAGGCAGCCAAACUCAGCCCCUCAGAGGAGAAGGCUUCUCGCUGCCUCAUUCUCUGAGAACCAGGCCAAACCUGGACUGAUUCAGGUCCCGACUCAAGAGUCCAGCUCACUGUCAGGAGUACAGAAUAGUGUGGCCCGAGCCGCAGGAUUCCAAACUCUGCCCCUCCACACGUUUCCCUUCCAGGCCCACCAUCCUGGAGCAUGGACAGGGGUUUGUUGUACUCUAUCCAGGGCUGAUAGGUCCCUGGGUAAAGCCCAGGAUUGGGGGUGGGGGGGUCAUCAGUGCCUGUGGAGCUCAGAGGCACUGGUGGGAUCAGACACUGCUGAAGGGCAUUCGUGGGUUUGGGGUAGGCCUUUUGUGCCCAAGUCUUUUUCUGCCAUUUAUGUUGCUGACGCUGUCAGGGAAGGAGGACUUGGCCUGUCAUGCUCUGAGCUCCAGUUGGCAACUUCCCCCAGGGGACAGCGCAGGCCGAGCAAGCGGAGCCUCUGCUGUCCUUGGCCAGCUGCAGCCCUCCUGGUUUCUGUGUAGAACUGAGCUCUCGUUCACCAUCACGUUUCCCACCCCCCACCCCCUCUGGUGCUGCCUUCCUCCUACUCCUCUCUCUGCAAUGCCUGCCCUUCAGCCGCAACGCUUGCUUUCAUUGCUGCUUGGCUAGGUCUCCCUUCUCCUUUUCUUUGAAGCCCAGGAAGAUGCUGGGGCCAGUGGGUCCAUAAGAUCUUCUGGGGAGGCUAGCUAGGUAGGGUGGAAGCCUCUCAGCCCUCCAGAGCCUCAACCAGAGUCAACUCCUCUUCCCUUCUUCUUGCUGCCUCAGCCUGCCCUGGCCAUAGGACUAGGCAGAGGUGAGGCUGGCUAUCCUUGGAGAGGUGGGAUAGGGCCAGGGUGACCCAGAGGGAGGCCUAGGUGGGGGCUGCCUUUGUACUACCUGCCCGGUCACAGUCACACAACAGAGCUCAGGGGUCGGCCACAGGGCUGGCCUAGAAGUGCAUGCUUGGCUCCAUCCUCCAUCUGCUUGCAGCUGACCCUCUCUCCUAUCACCCACCCCUGCUCUCUCCCCAGAUGUGUUCUGAGCUGGAUAUCCUGGAUACAGAAUUGCUGCAGUUCCAACAGGACAGCGCCCUCCCCAAUGUGCUAGGAGGGAACACUACAUUCCUCUCCCUCAUUUAUGCUGAGUGUAGAGCUGGGGGCUGGGGUGGUGGGUGGGGACUGAGUGGGAGGCACCUGUAGUCUUAGCCUCUGAACGCUCUUCCCUGGGUGCUUAGCGCUGUCUUUUACGGACUACAAGUCCCAGAGUGCAAUGUACCCUGGCCUCAGUUCUUACAACUCUUAUCCCAGGGGAAGAGCUGAGCUUCUUGGGAUAUGUAGUUCCAACCCUGGCCAGUCUGCCUCUCUCUGAAUGGGGAGAUCUUGUCAUUUAUCCCUGGCAGACAGGGGUGGUGAGAAUUGUAGAUGACCAGAACCUAAGUUCCUAUGGCACUUCUUGCUAGACCCAGGUUGGAGUGAGUAGAUUCCUGUAGCUUCUGAGAGAGGCUGUUUUCCCUUGGGCAACCUGGGGGUCCAAGGAAUAAGCUAAUGGGGCAGUGGACUGAGUAGGUAGGGCACAGUCCUGGAUGGCUGUGGGGCUGGCAGAACGUGGGAGAGGAGGCUGCCUUGGCUGGAGCGUGUAUGGCAAGGAUUGGCAUGCGGAGGGAGUGUUGGACAUAUUGCUUGAAUGGCUUUCUUUGACCUCUGACCUUGCUGCCCAUUCUUUCUUAUCAUCAAUUCAUCCUCCAUGUGCCACCUGUCCUCCUGCCUGGGGAGCCCAAGGCCAGCAAGGGGAUUGGUAGAGCAGGCUGUGGCUGACCUCUGUUAACACUGAGCCUCUGAGACCCAUCAAAGCCAGAUGAGCUGAGCUCAGACUGAGGGGAAAUGGAGGCAAAUAAAGCUGAGUUUUGAGA
Molecule: messenger RNA, 3071 nt
Organism: Mastomys coucha (southern multimammate mouse)
Lineage: Eukaryota; Metazoa; Chordata; Mammalia; Rodentia; Muridae
Gene: Dnajb2
Product: DnaJ heat shock protein family (Hsp40) member B2
Exons: 9
Coding region: 222-1193 (323 amino acids)
Biological process (GO): protein refolding; positive regulation of proteasomal ubiquitin-dependent protein catabolic process
Cellular component (GO): endoplasmic reticulum membrane; cytosol
Molecular function (GO): Hsp70 protein binding; ATPase activator activity
Source: RefSeq, a predicted model, not a curated record